AUGAGUGAAAACCACACUGUGCACAUCCAGUGUGGGGGCCAUGCAACAUACACGUUGAUGGAAAAGUCCUCUUGCUCCCUGGACACUAUUAUAGACCUCACAAUGAGGAACAAUAAAACACUCCUGGACAUGGACAACACUCGCAUGACUAUGGAUGACUUCAGAAUUAAAUUUGAAAUGGAGCAGACCUUGCGGCAAGGGGUGGAGGCUGAUAUCAACGGCCUGCAGAAGGUGUUGGAAGGUCUGAAGAUGGAGAAAUCUGAUCUGGAGAUACAACUUGAUACUCUGGAGGAUGAGCUGAACGCUGUUAAGAAAGAAUCACCAGGAGGUAGGGAAAUGAAGCAACUGACAGGUCAGAAUGAUGGAGAUGUUAGUGUGGAGAUAAAUGUUGCCCCUGGCACAGAUCUCACCCAGGUCCUCAAUAACAUGCGUGAAGAGUACGAGCAACUCAUUUCUAAGAACCGGCAGGACAUUGAGCAACACUAUGAGUCCAAGAUGACCCAGAUUGAACAAGAGGUGACCAACAGUGGCCAAGAGAUGGAGACCAACAUGAAGGAGGUGUCCCAGCUCCGGCACAGCAUCCAGGAGUCGGAAAUUGAGCUGCAGACUCAGCUUAGCACGAAAUUGGCCUUGGAGAAGGCUUUGGAAGACACAAGGAACCGCUACUGUGGCCAGCUGCAACAGAUUCAGGAACAGAUCAGUCAGGUGGAGGCCCAGCUUGCUGAGCUCCGGGAAGAAACUGAGUGUCAGAACCAGGAAUAUGGCAUUCUGCUAGGCAUCAAGACACGGCUGGAAAAAGAAAUUCAGACUUACCGCAGCCUCCUUGAAGGCGGCCAGCAAGACUUUGAAUCUUCUGGAGCUGGACAAAUUGGCUUUGGAAGUGGCAAAGGAAGACGAAGAGGAAGUGGAGGCAGCUAUGGAGGAGGAAGUGGAGGCAGCUAUGGAGGAGGAAGUGGGGGCAGCUAUGGAGGAGGAAGUGGGGGCAGCUAUGGAGGGGGAAGUGGAGGGGGAAGUGGGGGCAGUUAUGGAGGAGGAAGGAAGGGAGGGGGAAGUGGGGGCAGUUAUGGAGGAGGAAGUGGAGGCAGCUAUGGAGGAGGAAGUGGAGGGGGAAGUGGGGGCAGUUAUGGAGGAGGAAGUGGGGGCAGCUAUGGAGGAGGAAGUGGGGGCAGCCAGGGUGGAAAAAGUGGAGGCAGCCAUGGAGGAGGAAGUGGAGGCAGCCAUGGAGGAGGAAGUGGAGGCAGCCAUGGAGGAGGAAGUGGGGGCAGCCAUGGAGGAGGAAGUGGAGGCAGCCAGGGUGGAAAAAGUGGAAGCAGCCAUGGUGGAGGAAGUGGAGGAAGCUACGGUGGAGGAAGCAGUUCUGGGGGAGGCAGUGGAGGAAGUUAUGGUGGAGGAAGUGGAUCUAGGGGAGGAAGUGGAGGUGGCCAAAGUAGAGGAGGUGGCUCUAAGGGAAGUAGUGGAGGCAGCUAUGGUGGAGGAAGUAGUUCAGGAGGAGGAAGUGGAGGCAGCUAUGGUGGAGGAAGUGGUUCAGGAGGAGGAAGUGGAGGCAGCUAUGGUGGAGGAAGUGGUUCAGGAGGAGGAAGUGGAGGCAGCCGUGGUGGAGGAGACAGAAGGCCAUCUCAGUCCCAGUCUUCCUCAAAAUCUGCUGACUGUGAUGACGAUUCACCUGGCUACCAUAUGCGAUACUAG
Onychomys torridus (southern grasshopper mouse) is the source of this 1686-nucleotide messenger RNA. Its product is annotated as keratin, type I cytoskeletal 9-like. Gene Ontology annotation, molecular function: structural molecule activity. Gene Ontology annotation, cellular component: keratin filament. The record is from RefSeq and is a predicted model, not a curated record. NCBI's taxonomy places the organism in Eukaryota, Metazoa, Chordata, Mammalia, Rodentia, Cricetidae.